UGUCAGUUGUAUAAAGUUCAGGAAAAAACCUAACUUUCGGGUUACAAAAUAAAAUUUUCAGUGUCCAUAGUGAUGAUAUUUUAGAAACAGGACUGAAAUAAAACCGCCGUAAUGGAGCAAAUGUAUCUCGUAGAAAUAUUCAUAGACAAGGUGACAAUCUUCGUAUUCGACGAUGAAGAAUCGAGCGGUGCAAAUAAAAAACUAAUUGUCAAAAUAAGAUUUGGUCCCAAAGUGGAAUUUAUAAUUAAAGAGGGCCAAUUAGCUUUAAACGAAAACACAAAGGAUGAUAUCAUCGAGUGCGACGACAGUGGCAGACGAAAAUGGUCACGGACCAUAAGAGUUGGAAAAUCGUAUUUAUUUCCCUCUUAUUCAGAUACAGUACUCAUGAUAUUGAGUAAGUUCCCAUUGGAAAUUGAAAUCUGGAAUGAUGAUGAAAAUGAAGUAGACAUUUUUGUUGGUAUUGGAACUAUGCAUUGGGAAACAGAAUUCUUCCAUAUGUUAAAAGAAACUGCUGUAGCUAGUAAGAUCCACGAACCGCUUACCAUAAAACAAAAUACGCCGCUAUUUGCUGAAUGCUGUUGCAAGCAAGUUGGGGAAAUUUCUUUCAUACUCCGAUUAAGUGCUUUAGGAGAAAGUAUUAUUACAGAAUUCCAGCAAUUAAUGAAAGAUCCAGACACCUUUGUUUUCAGAACAAAUAAAGCACCAAGCAUGUUUCAAUGUAAAAGGGUCGAGGGUGACGAUCCAAACUUCUGUAUGGUGGGCAGUCUCUAUGAAACGACUACAUUAGAAGAUCCCACGUUAACAAAUAAUGCACAAGAAAAAAUUGAAAUUUGUACAGAAUUACAGAGUUGCGGUGUACAGAGAGAUCCGGAUGGAGCUAGUUGUAAGCAUGAUGUGGAAGAUACAGAGGCACAGCUUAAAAAAUCAUAUCCCAUCGAUAAGAUCAGAAUGGGUGAUAUCACAGGUCCAUGUGGAAAUGCAAAUUGUCCAUUAGCUCAUAAGGUCAGAACAUAUAUUAGAAACUUAGAAACAUAUAAACGAGAAGCAGCAGGUAAAGUAACUGAAACAAAAGGAGAUGUUACAAGAAAAGUGUGUGGUACCUGUGUUUGUAAAGAUGAUCGUUGGCAUCGUGAAGAAUGUCCCGAAAUGUUAGAAAAAGAAGGUAAACAAGGUAAAGUUGUAUGUUCAGGGUGCGGUGGCACAACACAAGCGGGAGAAACUUGUGAUGAACAACAAAAAAAGUUGGGCAUGAACCCUAAUUCUAAUAAAACAGUCGCAUACAUAUAUAGUGUCACUAAUGUUCCGGGAUUUAAUGUAUCUUUGAACGGAAAACAAUUUAUCACAGAAAAUCUUAAGCAAAACUGUUAUUAUCAAUCUACUCCUGGAAAUGAGCCAUCAAGCAAUAAAGUUGGGUGUAGUUGUGGUCGAAGUGGAUGUACAUGGAGUCAAUUUGAAAAUACGAAUUUGUUCGAUUUGCCAACGAUUCCCCUUAAUACGAAAAAUUCAGAUACUCGUAAUAAAGUGGCUGCACGCCAAGCUUUAGUCUAUAAUUUUGACGUAAAGGAGUCAAAACGAAAAUUGCAAGUUUUCGAUUGUGUCGAAAUUGCUGAUGAUAAAGAUUGUAAAUGUAAUCCACCAAAGCCAUCUCCACCUUGCAAGACAUUCGACUGUGAGUGUAUGACAGAAACUACUAACGUCGCAGCAAGAAAGAGUCAUCGACCAUAUUGUCCAUCUUACAAACACAAAGCAAAUUGUCCAGUAACAAUGAUGCAAGAAGACGAAGAAAAGAAGAAAGCAGAAGAUGAUGAAGACGAGGCUGAACCAUUGCCAUACGGGUUACCUCCUAUCAAACUCGGUCCCUGUCCAGUAUUAGGCAGACCUUGUUGUGUCCCUGAUGGCUUUGCAAGGAUGUACAAGACUGCGGCAUUACCUGCCCAGCCACCAAGCUAUAGCGAUGCAGGAAAAGUUUGCUGUUCCAAAGAGUAUGAACGUAUAAAGAAGGCUAUUAAAGAUUAUAUGAAGUAUGAAAAAGAUCACGACUUUAGAUGUGUUAAUAAAUUCAACGUGGACACUGAAAGACGAUGUUGCGAUAAAGAACAGAGAUUACUAUCCCUAAUGGGCAAGGAAUGUUGUGGUUCCCACAAAUUAGCCAUACAGGAGAAAUUUAAAGAAGAAAAGAAUCCUUGAUAUUUUAUUUUGUAACCCACUAGUGUAUAAUAUUAAGAUCUAAUUAUACUUAUACAACUGA
Vanessa atalanta (red admiral) is the source of this 2248-nucleotide messenger RNA. RefSeq lists its product as uncharacterized. Lineage: Eukaryota; Metazoa; Arthropoda; Insecta; Lepidoptera; Nymphalidae. The record is from RefSeq and is a predicted model, not a curated record. The coding region runs from base 112 to 2187 and encodes 691 amino acids. The transcript is spliced from 2 exons.